Molecule: messenger RNA, 201 nt
Organism: Arabis nemorensis
Lineage: Eukaryota; Viridiplantae; Streptophyta; Magnoliopsida; Brassicales; Brassicaceae
Source: the annotation of a GenBank genome assembly
AUGGAGAGGUUAAAUCAUAUUGUGGACAAAGCCAAAAGAUUAUCCAAACCAUAUUGGACCCUUCCAAUCUUCAUAACUCCUUUGGAGGAACUUGGCGAGAGGAUGACAAAKAUGGAAACACAUGUGUCCAAGAAGCUUGAUGUAUUGGACAAGAAGGUGAAUUAUUUUCAGAUAUUUGUUCCUGCUAUGGAAGAAGACUGA